Molecule: messenger RNA, 573 nt
Organism: Dujonia railenensis
Lineage: Eukaryota; Fungi; Ascomycota; Pichiomycetes; Serinales; Debaryomycetaceae
Source: the annotation of a GenBank genome assembly
AUGAAAAAAGUGAUCAUCGUGACCAACACUUCUAAAGCUGAAGCUUCGUGGAGGCUUCAAUUGACCGGCGAUUGGAGCCCAAUUCGAAAUGAAAACACUGAGGUGGUGUUCGUUAGCAGUGUUAAAGGGCUAUUAUCUUAUACAAACAAUUCCUACUGUACGGAUCCAGUUCUCUUCAUGUUUUUCCACGGAUUGGACUUCAUUGAAAGCACUAUUUCCAGCUUGAUUGAACUUUCACAGGACCCUGUAAGAGAGUUCCCUCUUGCCUAUGCGACGAAUCUGAUGACUAAAAAAAAUCACAUAGUGAAUGCGAAUCAUUUUGUGACUACGAGUCAUUUCAAGGAUAUGAGAUUUUAUUUUGACCUGAGCAUAGUGGAGAUGGGUCCAACUAUAGACUUUUGCGAUAUAGCUACAAUGGCCAGCCUGGUACUCAGCAAGGCGGGGGUAUUAUGUGACAAUAGAAGUUUAUAUAUAGACGAUACCCAUCUCGUUGGGGGGAAAGACCAACCCACGAGAUGUUUGCUAAGGAGCUUUCCUGGCUUAGAACUAAAGUUGGGAAGCGGUAUAUACUAG